UCUCCGGUGAGAGUUUGACUGAAGUCAUUAUGUCUCAGUACGUUACGUGGUAGAGGAUACUGUCUGUUGUAACGUGGAUAAAUAAUGGUACGGCACGGACAUUUAGUUGUUGUGGUACUGGCUUCCGCUUUAUUGGGAAAUCUUGAAGCGGGCGUCACUGUCGGGAGCAGGAACAACGUGUGCUAGACCUAGUUUAUUGCGACAGAAACACGAGUGCUUGUUUCGCGGAAUAUUUCGUAAUUUCUUAUUGUAUUACGGCCAAACACCAAAGGAAGUUGUUAGACAUCCUGAAAUGACAGAGCACUUGACUGUGGGAGAGGAAUAAAAGUUUUCUCUCGGACCCAGAACACCUGACACCCUCCUCCCAAACAGCGCUCCCCACCGCCGGCAUGACCCUCGGAGCGGUGUCCGGAUCCGACAGCUCGUCGGCGGUCAGCUUCUGCUCCUGCUGCGGGGCCAAGAUGGUGCCCUACUACAGCGAUGACGCGGUGGCGUCAAAAAAUCAGAUCAACCAGCUGUAAGUUCAAAAGUAUCAGUGAGAGUUUCCUCACCGUAAAAGGUGCAGCCCUGUUCCUUCCCUGGGGAAAUAGUCCUACACCUAACUCUGCACCUCGCAUCAGCCAGCGCAGGGACAAGCACACAGGUGACCUCCAGAAACAUCUUCAGACCAUGUUCACUGUGCUGCGGCCGGAGGAUACCAUCCGACUGGCUGUGCGUUUGGAGAGCGCCUUCCCUCAGGUAACCCGCUACAUGGUGGUGGUCUCCACCAAUGGUAGACAGGACACGGAGGAGAGCAUCGUGCUAGGCAUGGACUUUGUCUCCUCUGAUAGCUGCUGUUCUGUGGGUCUGGUUCUACCUCUGUGGAGUGACACUUUGAUCCACUUGGAUGGAGAUGGUGGUUUCAGUGUAUCAACGGUGAACAGGGUUCAUAUUUUCAAGCCAGUUUCUGUACAGGCCAUGUGGUCAGCCCUGCAGUCACUUCACAAAGCGUGUGAGGUGGCCCGCUGUCAUAACUACUACCCGGGCAGCCUGUUCCUGACCUGGGUCAGCUACUACCAGAGCAGGGUCGCCUCCAACCAGUUCUGCGUCAAUGAGUGGAACGCCAUGCAAGACGUCGAGUCGCACCGUGCCAAUUCACCCGUUCUCUUCACAGACCUGCCCACGGAGAGGGAGCGCACAGAAAGGCUGAUCAAGAUGCGCCUCAGAGAGAUCAUGAUGCAGAAAGACCUGGAGAACGUCACCUGUAAGGAGAUCCGAACAGAGCUGGAGAUGCAGAUGGUUUGUAACCUGAGGGAGUUCAAGGAGUUCAUAGACAAUGAGAUGAUAGUCAUCCUGGGACAGAUGGACAGCCCCACUGAAAUCUUUGAACACGUCUAUCUGGGCUCUGAGUGGAAUGCCUCUAACCUGGAGGAGCUGCAGAACAGCGGAGUGCACUACAUCCUGAACGUGACCAGGGAGAUAGACAACUUCUUCCCGGGGAUGUUUGAGUACCACAACAUCAGAGUGUACGACGAAGAGGCCACCAACCUGCUGGAGUACUGGAACGAGACCUACAAGUUCAUCACCAAAGCCAAGAAAGCUGGUGCUAAGUGUCUGGUUCACUGUAAAAUGGGUGUGAGUCGUUCUGCCUCCACAGUGAUCGCCUAUGCCAUGAAGGAGUAUGGCUGGGACUUGGAAACUGCCUUCCACUAUGUAAAAGAAAGACGGGCGGUCACCAAACCAAACCCUUCCUUCAUGAAACAGCUGGAGGAGUAUCAGGGAAUUCUGCUGGCCAGCAAACAAAGGCAUAAUAAGCUGUGGCGCUCACACUCUGACAGUGACCUGUCAGAUCGCCCGGAGUGGAUGUGUAAACCUCAGUCUCACUCUCUGGACCGCUCCAACUCUCACAACAACAACAACACUUCCUCCCCCUCCUUACAUCACUUCCUAGGUGCGGCCGUGCUGCAAGCACUUGGUGCUGAACCCGAAGACUCUGCCAAAUCAAACGCCACACACACCUCUGACUCCCACACAGACUCAAACGGUGUGUGUGACUCACCAGGUCAGGAGGAGGUCAGAUCAGAUUGUGGCUACCCUCCCCUGCUUCCCCUCCCCAGACCCCGAGCAGCCACUGUAGUCCCAGAGGAAGGACUGGACAAUUCGAGUGUGUCUGUCACGCUGCCUGUUGCUCUACCCCAUCCUCCACCAUCACUCCACAUUGUGCCCCCCACUCCUGAACUGCAGCGUGCUCUCCGGUGUCCUCCCACACAUCUGUCCAUAUCAGUGCCCAAACACAAACCGGUGGAACUGUCCCUCAACUCGCCUGAGCAAAGCAGCUCAGAAGAAAUCUCUCCUCUCCCUUUGGAAUCCACCGACUCCGACAUAACAGAUCAAUCAUUAUCUGAUUCAGCGAGUGACAAACACAGCCCCCUCAGCCCUGCUAACAUCACUACCCUUCCCCUGGAUAGUCUCCUUGCUGCCAGUGAUGACAACAAUAACCCCAGUGAGUUACAGAUGGGCAUCGCCUUGGACGGCCGCAGUGAGGCCGAUGGGUCGUCCAUCCACAGCGCAGACAGCAUCGACUUCUUCAGUGCCAGGGAAAAGUUUCUGGGCCUUGCCCAGGAUGGCAGGUCCCGGACACUUUCUGAGCAGGCACAGCAGAGGACAAUACUGUCCCUCGAGGAAAACGGAGAAACUGAGGAUAAGAGUGAAGAGGAGCAGGGAAAUGGGACAAAUAAGGUGUCUCCACAGUCUGAAGACAGCGUCGAGAAAGCCAGCCCUGACCGACCUUAUCAUGACAAUGGAGUAUCAGUCCGCCAUAUCGUUACAGAGAUUGAAGCCAUAAGCCACCCUUCCUCCUGCCUCCCUACUCCCUCCUCCUCCUCUUCCUCCCCCUCUUCCUCUUCCUCACUCCUUCCAUCCUCCCACAGUCCUCAGCUAAUCCGACCAGAACAUCUGAUUGAGGCAGAGACUUCAGAAGUCACGCACGGCUCUCUAACUCCACCUUCCCAGCCACAGUCUCCCUCCAUGCUGCCGUGUGAUUGGCCGGCAGGCUCGGUACGGCGAGCCACAAAGCAGCUGGAGCAGAAGCUGAGGCAGGAAAUGGGGAAGGCUGCAUCUCAGCGAUCUCCGGUGCACUCCCCCAGCGCUGAACACCCUCCUGUCAGACUGUUCCUGUGUCCCCUGAGCACUGAAAAUCCUCCCCUUCACUUCCCUCAGGACUGCACAGAAGAAAGUAUCACUCAGGAAGAGAUCACGGAUGGAACUGCUACGUCCAAAGAUAGAGAAAAGCAUAAAGGGUCAGAAACGGAGCUCAACUCCUCAGGCACGGACCACCUCCCUAACCCUUCAUGCUCCCCCAAAUCAAAUAUCAGCCAAUUUUCUGGUGCUAUUCUUAUCAAUAUGCCCACAUCCAUAGAUAGCCAUAUGCUGACAUCAUCACUGGCCUCUACCAGUCCGUUAGAAUACUUGUCUCUAGAUUCCUCAGCCCAGUCCCAAAGACAGAGCCCCCACCACAACCAAAGCCAGCAACGUCUGACCCAGCCUCAGGGCUGUUAUAACCAAAUGACUCUGGAUGGGGUUACAGUGCAGGAGUCAGACACAGAUGCGAGGCUGGAAUCCUGUCCCCAGGGCGAGCGAGGGGGCUGUGGUCCCGGCUGUGAGGCCGAGAGCAGGCUGGCUCAUGGCGGCCAGGAACUGGAGAGGAUUCAGCAAACACUAAGAGAGCUGCAGGCUUUCCUCCAUGAGGGUGUCUGCCAGGAGACGACAGACAGCGAAGAUUACGAACUGGGGCAGCCUCAGGGCCUGAGAGACUCAGGUAUGGACACAGAGCCGGGAUCUUGUAAAGAGGGAAGUUCUGAACAAACCCCUCCAGGCCUGGAAGUAGGGCAGAGGCUCCGGGAGAGACAAGAGGGGAAGAGUUUUCUGGAGCCGAUAGUGUGGCACAGAGCCAUGGAGCUUGAGGCUCGUAUCCGCCAGGCGGGCCUCACCCCUCCUUCUUUCAUGAAGAGGUCGGCCUCCUUGGCUAAACUGGACUGUCUGGAGCUCUCGGCCAAUGACCUCAGCGACUUAGAUUUGAGGCCGCACACCAGGACGACGACAUCACACUCCCAGGACUCUUUCUCUUUGUUGACAGCUCAUCCCGACGACACCUGGAAAAAGCAGAAGGUGUUGGCUCGAAACAGUUUGUCCCAUGGCGGCAGGGAUCUCGACGAGUCAUUGUCAUCAGCGUCCCUCUGCUUCUCCUCUGCCCCUCAUCAAUUCCCAAAAGAGGACACGGGGGAGAGGGACGAGCCAGAAGGCAGCGGGAGCGGCCCGGCCGCUACAACACGUCAGCAGGGGAGGGGACACUCAUCGAGACGGUCUCACAAAGGCUCUGCUGAUAAAAAGCAGCGAGCCGUCACUGUGCUAUACAAUACCAUGUAACCUCAGUGCAAUGGACUGGAAUGGACACGACUGGAGCUGUGCAGAUGUGCGAGAGAGGCUGCAUGUUGUGUGUGAAUGUGUAGCAGGUAAACUGGAGAGCUUGUGUGACCUCCGAUGUACGUUUAGUAUGCAAGAAUUAAUGACAAACAUAUGUUUGCAUGUAAACCACUGGAUGUGUUCAGUUUUGUAUGUACAGUAAUGGAAUAUACAUGUCCAAAUUAAGACUGAACCAGUGAAAACUGUAUGCACUCCAUUAUGUCGGUUUCCCUUCUUUUAAGAAGCUGGUUUUCAGUGUUUGAGUCUCUCUUCCUGAUCACAGUUUCAAACACUACGAGAGGGGCUUUUUCUCC
Etheostoma cragini (Arkansas darter) is the source of this 4754-nucleotide messenger RNA. It is a transcript of the gene ssh2a, whose product is annotated as slingshot protein phosphatase 2a. Gene Ontology annotation, biological process: actin cytoskeleton organization; protein dephosphorylation; negative regulation of actin filament polymerization. Gene Ontology annotation, molecular function: protein tyrosine/serine/threonine phosphatase activity; actin binding. The record is from RefSeq and is a predicted model, not a curated record. Lineage: Eukaryota; Metazoa; Chordata; Actinopteri; Perciformes; Percidae. The coding region runs from base 481 to 4404 and encodes 1307 amino acids. The transcript has 14 exons. Gene Ontology annotation, cellular component: cytoplasm.